Diprion similis is the source of this 3180-nucleotide messenger RNA. RefSeq names its product glutamate receptor ionotropic, kainate 2 (gene KaiR1D). Gene Ontology annotation, biological process: monoatomic ion transport; modulation of chemical synaptic transmission; synaptic transmission, glutamatergic. NCBI's taxonomy places the organism in Eukaryota, Metazoa, Arthropoda, Insecta, Hymenoptera, Diprionidae. Bases 225 to 2828 code for a protein of 867 amino acids. The record is from RefSeq and is a predicted model, not a curated record. Gene Ontology annotation, cellular component: postsynaptic membrane; plasma membrane. The transcript has 19 exons. Gene Ontology annotation, molecular function: glutamate-gated receptor activity; transmitter-gated monoatomic ion channel activity involved in regulation of postsynaptic membrane potential.
UAGUGAUACCCUCGUCUCGUCCGUGAUUAAACAACUCCGGGGUAAACCGCGGUUGAAUAUAUUCCUUCUUCAAGGACGGACGUGAGGAAAUCGCCACCAUGACAACCGGAAGCGUGGCGUGAUAUUCCGGGUUUCGGCGUUAUUCGGGGACUUGAUAACAAGGUGAAGUCGAAGUAGAAGGUGGGGGCGGGGAAGGAAGCGCGAGGGGCGUUCCGGAACCGGAAAUGGCCACAAGGCUGCUUCUGUUGGCGGUCUUCGUCGCCUGUGCCAGUGCCCUUCCUGAUUUCAUUAGGAUAGGCGGGUUGUUUCAUCCGGUGGACGACAAGCAGGAGGUGGCGUUUCGUUACGCUGUGGAAAAGAUAAACGCGAACAGGGAGAUCCUGCCUCGUCCUCGACUCAGCGCUCAGAUUGAGCAGAUAUCACCGCAGGACAGUUUUCAUGCUUCGAAACGGGUCUGUCAUCUCCUGAAGAACGGAGUCGCUGCGAUAUUCGGACCCCAAAGUCCCCAUACAGCAUCCCACGUCCAGAGCAUAUGCGACACGAUGGAAAUUCCGCAUCUCGAAACCCGAUGGGAUUAUCGACUGCGGCGAGAAAGUUGCCUCGUUAAUCUUUACCCCCAUCCAACAACCCUCUCAAAGGCGUACGUCGAUCUCGUAAAGGCCUGGGGAUGGAAAAGCUUCACGAUCAUAUACGAAAACAACGAAGGACUCGUCAGGCUUCAGGAACUCCUCAAGGCCCACGGACCCAGCGAAUUCCCGAUCGCCGUUCGGCAGCUUGGCGAAGGCCUGGAUUACAGGCCGCUUCUAAAGCAGAUCAAGAACUCGGCCGAGUCUCACAUAGUCCUUGACUGUUCUACGGACAGGAUAUACGAGGUCCUGAAGCAGGCGCAGCAGAUCGGGAUGAUGAGUGACUACCACAGCUACCUCAUAACAUCUCUGGACCUGCAUAGCGUUGACCUGGAAGAAUUCAAGUAUGGCGGUACCAAUAUUACUGCCUUCCGAUUGGUUGACCCGGAAAAGCCGGAGCUUCAGCAGGUCGUCCGUGAUUGGAUCUACGGCGAGCAGCGUUAUGGCCGAAAGCUCGACUUGGGUCAAAACACUAAUAAGGACAACCUGACAUUCAUAAAGACGGAAACCGCCCUGAUGUACGACGCCGUUCAUCUUUUUGCUAAGGCUCUCCACGACCUCGACACCUCACAGCAAAUCGACAUAAAACCUCUGUCAUGUGAGUCGGUCGAUACUUGGCCGCAUGGUUACUCGCUGAUUAAUUACAUGAAGAUCGUCGAAAUGCGUGGUCUGACUGGAGUCAUCAAGUUCGAUCACCAGGGCUUCAGAUCCGACUUUGUCCUCGAUAUUAUCGAGCUCAACAGCAAAGAGGGUCUGAAGAAAAUCGGCACGUGGAACAGCACCGAGGGUGUCAACUUCACCAGGACCUACGGUGACGUCUAUACUCAGAUCGUGGAAAGCCUACAGAACAAGACAUUCGUCGUGACAACGAUAUUGAGCUCUCCAUACUGCAUGAGGAAGGAUUCCAGUGAAAAGUUGACCGGAAACGCGCAGUUCGAAGGGUACGGGAUCGACUUGAUACACGAGAUAUCUCGUAUACUUGGAUUCAAUUACACCUUCAGACUGGUUCCUGACGGGCGGUACGGCUCUCUGAAUAGAGAAACGAAGGAAUGGGACGGGAUGAUGAAGGAGCUUCUCGACCAGAAGGCCGAUCUCGCCAUUGCCGAUUUGACAAUUACCUACGACCGCGAACAGGCGGUUGACUUCACAAUGCCUUUCAUGAACCUCGGGAUAAGUAUACUCUACCGAAAACCGAUCAAGCAGCCACCGAACCUGUUUUCGUUCCUGAGUCCGUUGAGUCUUGACGUGUGGAUCUACAUGGCGACAGCUUACCUUGGAGUAUCAGUACUGCUUUUCAUACUAGCCAGGUUCAGCCCUUACGAGUGGGAGAAUCCGCACCCCUGCAACGCGCAAUCCGAGGUCCUCGAGAACGAGUUCACGCUCCUGAACUCGCUCUGGUUCACCAUCGGCUCGCUCAUGCAGCAAGGCUCUGAUAUAGCUCCAAAGGCAGUAUCGACGCGAAUGGUCGCCGGGAUGUGGUGGUUCUUCACCUUAAUUAUGAUAUCAUCGUACACAGCGAAUCUGGCGGCUUUCCUGACGGUAGAACGAAUGGAUUCGCCGAUAGAAAGUGCGGAGGACUUAGCCAAGCAGACGAAAAUCAAAUACGGUGCUCUUAGGGGCGGAAGCACUGCUGCCUUCUUCAGGGAUUCGAACUUCUCGACUUACCAGAGGAUGUGGUCCUUCAUGGAAUCCGCGAGACCAACGGUCUUCACGACGAGCAACGUCGAGGGUGUGGACAGGGUGGUCAAGGGCAAGGGUAGCUACGCAUUCCUGAUGGAAUCCACUUCGAUCGAGUACGUAAUCGAGAGGAACUGCGAGCUGACGCAGGUUGGUGGUCUGCUGGACUCCAAGGGAUACGGAAUCGCCAUGCCACCAAAUUCACCCUACAGAACAGCGAUAAGCGGAGCCGUCCUCAAACUUCAAGAGGAGGGCAAACUACACAUACUCAAGACCAGGUGGUGGAAGGAAAAACGUGGCGGCGGAUCUUGCAGGGACGACACGUCCAAGAGCAGUUCAGCGGCUAACGAACUCGGCCUGGCAAACGUCGGUGGAGUCUUCGUCGUUCUGAUGGGGGGAAUGGGGGUCGCCUGUGUGAUAGCGGUCUGCGAGUUCGUGUGGAAGAGCCGGAAGGUCGCCGUCGAGGAACGGAAGCAGAAAUCAUCCGGCAAACCUAUCUGCGAAGGUUUCACUGAUCUCCACUAGCUGCAUGUCGGGCGAUAUCUACACUUCGAAAACAGAAUCGAAAACGAUCUGAAACGAAUGACACGUUGAAUAAUGAGACACGGAACGAGAUGAGAGGAGAGAUUGAAAUUGAGGGAAAGAAGGCUAAGAAAAUUAUGGUGAAAUAGACGACGUGUGACAGACGGCGAUUGUUUUCCACCUAUUUAUGCUAAUCGUUUCACGGCUAAGCCGUUCUCGUGUGAUUACCGCGGACCUAAAUGAAGAAGAACUCCAUCGAAUCACUACGACGAUGAUAAUUAAUAAAUAAUAAGCAAACACUGAAAGCUACGACCUAACACUUGACCUCUUCACAAUCUCACAUUUCAUUUAAACG